GCUCUGCUCCUGCGCAUCUGCUCUAGUCGACCAGCAUCUCGCAUAGCCGCUAAAAAAAAACUUGCAAGAGCCGAGCUAUGCUCCUGUGCGAGACAGACGAACUCCUUCUCGACGUCUUCGACCCGCCGCCGCCUUAUGAAGAGGAAGAAUACGACGUCUAUCUCCUUUGGCCGUCGCACUCGCCGCCGCUGCUCAUACCUGCUCCGUGUAACGCGGAGCUCGACCCCUACGCGGUCCACAGAAGCCCAGUUGCGGCACCCGAGUGUGGAGUCGCAGGUUUACGGCCACCUCAUUUCCUGACGAACAACAACAGCGGCGGCGCACCGCCAACAGCCUCCAGGUUGAGCACACGACCGCCAUAUUUCCAUCUCUCUUUUCCAACGCCUCACAGACGGCAAGCUGUUGAGCUGGACGCGUUGGCUCUUCCGCCGCGCAAUCUUGAAAGUUCGUUCUUCGAGGAGCCCGCCUUCAUUGAAGAUGAUACAUCUCAGCAGUUGGCGGACAUUGGCUACAGCAAUCUCUUCUGUUCGGGCUUGGCGUUAAAGUCACGCCAGCUCACGAAACAACUUGACACGCUCUACCGAAAGAUUCAGCAUGCCUUCAAAACCUUGACGGUAACGCGCACGCAACGCGGCGUGUAGUUGCAGUUUGAAAGCCCACGCUCACACCUCUUGAUUCACUCUUGUUGCACGCCGUUUGAAACGGUGAGGUCGGAAAGUCGGAAGCUCGGUCUGCUUGCAUCGUGUUCCUUGGUCUGCUCUUCAUUCUUCUUGGUCACUCUCUUGGUCACUCCUCGUACACGCUCGUUGCUGUCUGAUCCUUUCUUGUUGCGAACAUCUUCUUGGUCACACGUUUUCUUGCACACUUCUUGCUGUCCUCUGUACAUAUAUCUUGCUAUCGGCAUAUUGUCUUGCACAUCUUGCUGUCUUCUUGGUCAUACUGUAUCUUGCUGUCGCUGCAUCUAAUCACCAC
Phanerochaete carnosa HHB-10118-sp is the source of this 972-nucleotide messenger RNA. RefSeq lists its product as uncharacterized. The coding region runs from base 78 to 641 and encodes 187 amino acids. The transcript is spliced from 3 exons. NCBI's taxonomy places the organism in Eukaryota, Fungi, Basidiomycota, Agaricomycetes, Polyporales, Phanerochaetaceae. The record is from RefSeq and is a predicted model, not a curated record.